Molecule: messenger RNA, 816 nt
Organism: Dibothriocephalus latus
Lineage: Eukaryota; Metazoa; Platyhelminthes; Cestoda; Diphyllobothriidea; Diphyllobothriidae
Source: the annotation of a GenBank genome assembly
AUGGGCUCAAUAACUUCGGAAGCUCCUAUUCAUGAUUCAGUGGUUGUUUCGGAAUCUGCACUGAUUCCCCGGAAGAAGGCCUUGUUCCAGCUGUACCUUCAGACCGGUAUUAAUCCCCUAAAGAAGGAAUCCUGUCAGGUUGCGUUGCGCAGGUUUGGGUCGUUUUCUGGAUUUCGGACCUGUCUGCCCUUUUCCCGUCUCGUUCAGACACUGCAUGUUCUUUUGCGUCACCAACUUGACCUCCUGUUAGCCAUUCAUCACGUCUCCUUUUUCUCACCAAUCCCCGUGAAUGUCACACCGAGCAAAAGCACCGACUUAACUCUCAAACCUCCCGCACAAACCCCUUCUCCGUCUUCGUCACAAAAGAAGACGGAGGAUUUGGCGUCAAUUAUGGUGGCUGGCACCGACUGCACCUCUCCAACUCCAACCCUCAUGAACAGAAUGUCAGUCCGUAUGGACACACCCAGUCCACAGAUGUCCAGCAGUAGUCGCCCCUCUGCCUCCACAUUUCUUACUGGUAGCCCCAUGAUAGCCCCUGCGAGUGUGUGUGCUCCGGGUUUGAACAGUCCUCUUUUCCGGGGUGGUGUUGGCAGCCGCGCGCAAAAGAUGCUGGCUUUGGGUCUGAAGAAGGCUGCCGAACUUAGCAAACAUCGGGCAUCCCAGUCCUCCAUUGAUUCUCAAUCCUCUUCGUGUGAUGAAGCCUCGCUCGACCGACGCUCACCCCUCACCUCUCCGCCCUCAGUACACGCCGACAUCACAGAGGCUGGUCGCCCAGGUAACUGCUGCGUCCAUGUUGAGCUUUGUUAUCUCAUAUAA